Messenger RNA from Arachis duranensis, 1704 nucleotides. RefSeq lists its product as uncharacterized. Lineage: Eukaryota; Viridiplantae; Streptophyta; Magnoliopsida; Fabales; Fabaceae. The record is from RefSeq and is a predicted model, not a curated record. The transcript has 3 exons. Bases 342 to 1223 code for a protein of 293 amino acids. Gene Ontology annotation, molecular function: zinc ion binding.
ACAUGAAAUGAUUCAAUUGCACUCAAACUCAAUCCCUUUUUCUUACCAUUUUCCAAGUUCCUUUCUUCACCUAACCCUGCUACUCUUCUUACCCUUCUGUUCACAUUCACAUUCACAUUCAUAUAUAAAUUAAAUAUUAAUAAUGCUCUUUCUUACAACACCACCCACAUCCAUAAGCAGUAAAGCACUUACCUUCAACGCGGUGUGGAUGGAUUCUAACAUGCCCAGACUUUAAUUUCUUUCCAUAAGUUAGUAUUUUGAGCGUGGGAUGCAUGGGUUACUAGGAGUUUCCUUUCAGGUUUGGAAAUACAAAUUCAGUGGAAGGGAUUGAUUUUGGUGUGAUGGAUCAGGCAAGAAGUGAAGACAGUGCUGAGGUGUUGGAUAAUGUAGUUGGAGAAGGAGUUGCAACUGAUGCAGGAGAUGGUAGUGAAUUGGUUGAGAGAGAUGAUGUAGUUGGAGAAAAUGGAACUUCAGAUCUGGGUUUGAAUACGGAGCUAGAGGAGGAGGAGGAGACUCGAGUGGUUAAGGAUCAGGAAACAGCUGAGUUGCAAAAAAUCAGUGAUACAUUGUGUGGGGUUGAGCAAGGAACUAGUUAUAGCUCAAGAAAUUUGGUCAGUAGGGAGGAUGUACUUGAGACCUGUGUUGUAAUAGAUCCUCCUGCUCAGAUCGAGCAUGUCCAGGGAAAAUCGAAAGCAAAAGCCAAUGAAUCAGGGUUGAGCAAGCUAGCCAUGAAAGCACCAAAGGCAGUGUCUGAGACAGAUAAAAAUUCAUGUGCAAUUGAUAUAAACAAAGAGUUUAGUGAGAACUUGGAAGGUGAAAUGAUUUGUAGAAUUUGUCAUCUGGCAUCAGGGCAACCAAUAGAAGCAAUGAUGGUUGGGACUGCUAACAAUGAAACUAGUACAGAUUUGAUUCAACUUGGUUGUGCAUGUAAGGAUGAGCUAGGCAUUGCACACAGUCAUUGUGCUGAGGCAUGGUUCAAGCUUAAAGGAAACAGGUUGUGUGAAAUAUGUGGUGAGACUGCAAAAAAUGUUUCAGAAUCACAGGUUAUCAAUCAUUCAUUUAUGGAAGAGUGGAACGAAAGUAGGUUCAUCGACGGUGGUAAUAGUACCUCAACCGGCUUCUUUGGAAGAUGUUGGCGUGGACAGCCAUUCUGUAACUUUUUGAUGGCAUGCUUGGUAAUAGCUUUCGUUCUACCAUGGUUCUUCCGUGUAAAUAUGUUCUAGAAAGAGAGUUAGACACUGUGAUGAGUUCUUCAUUGUUUCCGGCACACAUACUUCGGAAGGGGUGUUAACCUUGUCCAAAUUUCCAUAUCUCAAGGUUUGUGCCUUGAAGCUUCAAUGUACAAAAAAUGUUACCAGCUAGGGAACUCACUGCCAAAUGGUUUCAUUACAUGACAUUCCACGGAUUUGAGUGUGUCUUCUCUUCUGAGAUAUAUACAUUGUUCAUACAGCGAGAUUACUUUAAGGGAUCCAAAAAAGAAAGAGUAAAAAAGUUAUUUGUGGUGGUUUAGAUGUUGUGUUAGAAUUCAGUACCUAAUUUGUUGAAAAAAAAAAAAAACAGUAAUACCUUCUUCUCUUGGUUCCUUUAUUUUAAUCUAUGUUUUAGAAUGUUGGCAUGUCUGCCAAAGUUGAAAGAGAACCUAGUAUCAUUUAGCCAAUAUUUUUAGCCAUAUCUCAAAAAGUGUGUAUACUUGACAUAUCUCAA